Messenger RNA from Arthroderma uncinatum, 1119 nucleotides. RefSeq lists its product as uncharacterized. Lineage: Eukaryota; Fungi; Ascomycota; Eurotiomycetes; Onygenales; Arthrodermataceae. The record is from RefSeq and is a predicted model, not a curated record. The coding region runs from base 1 to 1119 and encodes 372 amino acids. The transcript has 2 exons.
AUGCCGGCCCACGAAGUUGAUCCAUGUGAAGAGCCAUUCGACGACGAUGACUCCGCAGAUGGCUUCGAUAAGCCCAUCAUUUCCUUCCGUGGAGGUUCUGCAUGGCAGUCCCUCAACUUGAACUGUGAAGUUCUCGCGUUGGACCUGUUUUGGCCAACCAAGAGACAGAACCCGUUUGAGAAUCCAUUUCGCCCGGAUAUCAUGCCCCUCGAAGAACUUUCGUCACUUUGCAACUUCAGAAACCUUCGAAGGCUCAAGUUGACGGGAAUGUCCCAGUCAUAUCAGAAAUAUAUCUGGCAGACUGUGUGGCUGAAUCCCGGCCUCGAGGAACUCGAUUUAGAGAUGGCACUCGAGCCCUGUAUUCGACGCACUUUCAAUGCAGACUGGCCAUCUAUCAAGGGAGAUUGGUCAUACCGCACUGUGGAUGAGGCUCCGGGAUCAUACUAUGGAGAGUCUGGAGAGGGCGAAUUACACCGACGUGCUGGAGUCGGAGAAUAUUUAGACAAAGAAGCAAUCGCCGAAGCAAGAGCCAGAGCUUCCGAGAUGGGAUGCGUCCCCGACCGACUGCCAGUCGUCCAGAUAAGCCUCAAUGGCUUCGUGGUUGAUGCCGAUCCGUUCUUCCAGUGGUUUAACCCACACCGUCUCCGAGUGAUCAACUUCAAGAACGACUGUGUCGAUGCAGGCUUUGCUCUCCCACGAUCCAUGAGCGAGCGAGUUGUCGUAUCCUGGCCAAAUAACGUGGCAGAGUACGCCAUGCGGGUGAGGCAUGUCAAACCUGGAGAGGUUAAACUCAUUAAUAUCCCAAAGAGAAAGGGAAAGGAGCCGGCGGCCCUUGACAAGGGCAAACUCGUGGACAUCCCAAAGAAGGGAAAGAAGCCGGCCGACAAGGCAGACGAGCACAAGCUCGUCAACGAAAAGGUCUGCCAAUGGCGUAAAGCCAGCAUCGGCAGAGAGGAUGCAGCCAUCGAGAAAGCACCAGAUUGCUUUCCGGACAAUGGCGACGGCCUGCACCGUCGCACUGCAUUCAGGGCCCGAAGCUGUGCAAGAACCGGCAAGCUGGCGGGAGGCGUCUUCACGCCUGAUGGGAAGCCAACUGGCACGCCCACGAAGCGGAAGUAG